Molecule: messenger RNA, 3735 nt
Organism: Besnoitia besnoiti
Lineage: Eukaryota; Apicomplexa; Conoidasida; Eucoccidiorida; Sarcocystidae
Product: WD domain, G-beta repeat-containing protein
Exons: 7
Coding region: 1-3735 (1244 amino acids)
Biological process (GO): protein polyubiquitination
Cellular component (GO): SCF ubiquitin ligase complex
Molecular function (GO): ubiquitin-like ligase-substrate adaptor activity; protein binding
Source: RefSeq, a predicted model, not a curated record
AUGCCGUCACGGCGGCCCUUUGACUCCGCGGGCGCAGAUUUGCCUCUCUCUCUCGAAGAGCUUCGGCGAGAGUUUUCUCCUUCCCGAGCGUUCGAGAGAAGCGCGUCGCCGACUGCGUUUCCGGCGCGCUCGCUGUCAGACGAGAAUCCUUCGCCGCGGAGUGCCAAAGGCAGUGGGGAGGCCGCGAGGGGAGCGCUCCAGCGCGCCUCGUUAGCGUCCUCUCACCCGUCUCCGCCGACCCAAUGCCGCGAAGCCUCAGCAGACUGGGGCGCGACCAGAAGCAAGCGAUCAGGAUGCGCGGACCGCAGACGGGGAUCCACGCCUCUGCGGAGUCGCAGACAGCCUCAAGGCCGCCCAGUCUCGGCCGCUCUCUCGCGCGGGGGGGGGGGCGGCCGCGCAGCCGCGGAGACGAGCGCGCUUCCGCCAGCGUGCCGAUGGGCGGCUCUCGACGUGCUGUUGAGCGAAGAUGUCCUGCGGUGUCUCUUGUCGUACUGCGGGCCGCGAGAGGCCGCUGCAGUGUCUGCUGUCUCCGUCGCAUGCAGGGGGGCCCUGGCGGUUGAGAGCCUCGAGCCCCUCUGGUACGCCUGGUGGCUAGAGCGGCGGUUUCACUUCUGGCCGCAUACGCAGGCGCCUCCCGACGCCCUGCCCUGUGCGUUCGCGCUCGGCCUCUUCAGCAGCGAGGCCCGCGGCGCAAGCGGAGAAGGCGCACGCGCCUCGCAGGCGGAGAGGGGGACCGCAGCCUCUGACGAGCCCAGUGCACCUCCUUCGUGUUUCGAGGACGCGGAUGUGGCGUCUCCCCACCCCCGCCGGGUGCCUCUGCACUCUCUUCAGGGCGGCGGCGGUCAGGCGUCGUCUGGCGAGGGAACCGGCGAAGCACACGCAGGGGACGUGGAGGAGGACUUGCCUUCAGACGCGUCGGCGCGAGGUCCGCACCCGCUGAACUCGGAAGACGGUCUCGAGACAGCGGGAUGUCCGCGGACGACGCCUCCGCUGAGUUGGGGGAUAGGGCUCCACAGCGGCGGCGUGUGGAGGCGGCAGUUCCUCUGGAGUUCCCGCACCCAGCACAACUGGUCCACAGGCCGAUGCCAGCGGUUUCUGCUUCAGGCAGGCGACCACUCGCUCCUCUCCGUCGCUCUGCAUCCCACUUAUCAGUCGCCCCUAUGCUCCUGCCAUUCCUUGCAGUCUGUGUUUUCCACGAAACUCCAACGGCGCAGGUCACGACGUUCUUCUGCAGCGGGAACGGAGCUCCGGGGUCCUGGAGGGUCCUCACCCAGCCGCGGAGACUCCGCCGCCGCUGGGGACACCCCACGGGGUUUGUCGAGCGAGCUUUCUUGCGGCCAGAGCGGAGAGACUUCCCGCGAGUUUUCGGCGCAGGAGACAGAGUUGAGCUCUGCACUCUCUAGCGCGUGCGAUCUCCCUUCUCUCGCCGCAGGCGUGGACGAAGGCAUGCUCCAUCGAGUGGAGGCGACGGCCAAAUGCGCAUCACUCUCUUGCUCUACGGUGCCGGAGGAGACGAGAGGAGACAGAGGGGAGAAGCCCUGGUGCCCGUCACCCGUGGACCGCCUCCGGCAGAAGAGCGCGGAGGGUCGGAAGUCAGCCUCGUCGGCAGGCGGGCGGCCUGGCAGCCGCUCUCGCCACCGGGAGCUCUGCAAUGACUGCAGUGACGAAGACACCAGCGGCCGCGCGGAGUACCCGAACGAGGGCGACACUUCUCCGCGCCUUCCGGAUCUGGGCUUCCGGGCACGAUUCUUCUACGUGGAGGGCGGCCUGGGGAACGUCCUCGAGCAGCGGACAUGCUUUUUCACUGCAUCGCCUGACCGCGUGGCUCUCCACGAACACAUGCCUUCAUCCAGCGGGGGGGCGCUCACGAGCCGCGCCGACCGCCACAGCCAGAGCGACCUGCGAAGCAGCGGAAAGCCUGAGGAGAAGAAGGGUCGCUCGCCGAUGCCUUCGCCCUCUCUGGGCCCGCGACUGCAUCCUGACGUGCUGUCGAAGCUGCUGAGUUCUCCCUGUCUGCCAUCCACUGACGCGGCGCCGCCAGCAAGCGCGCGGGAGGGCGCGAUCUCGGACCUCGACUCAUACGAAAUGUAUCUGUGGAGCCAAACAGGGUGUGCACCAAACAACUUCAAAAACCGGACGUCCUCCGCGGGCGGAGGACUGGGGGCGAGAGAGAACUCCGACUCAGGCGCCUCUCGCAGCGCGUUGAGUGCGUUCGAGGGAGGCGGAGCCUCCAGCCUGCUGGGACCUCUCCACGCGGGCGGGUCUGCGGGCGGAGGCGGAGGCGGGCGGCGGAACAAAAUGAAGAACAGGCGAAACGGCCCCUCUUGGCGGAAAGCCAGCGCCGAGGGGCCGGAGGAGUCGCCAGCGCUGUCGCCGAAUGAGGGCGCAGCGGCGAGGGAGCGACAGGCGUGCUGUCCGACGCCGCCUCCAUUCUCCCUCGAGCCUGCACUCCACGCUGAACCUGCCUCAGGAGCAGGCCGGGAAGGCAGACGGAGUCUCGAUGCGCCAGGGGAGGCCUGCGUCAAAGCUUCGGCGUGCGGGAAUCUCCGAGAGAAAGGCAAUCGCCAGCGCAGUUGGACCGAUCUCCUGUCUGUCUCUGGGGGCGCGGCAAACAGUAGGCCAGCCUCCGCAGGAGGCUGGCUAGCGAAGGGGCAGAGGCGGUCCUCUGCGUCUUCGUCUAUGCAUUUCGCAGGAGCCGCGGCUUCGCGGCCUCGCGUUCACGAUCUUUCACGCUUCAGCAGAGACGGAGCCUCGCUCCUCUCCUGCAGAAUCCACACUGAAACUGGGCGCAUAGCGUGCACUCUCGGCGUCGAGGGCGCCUGCGAUCUCGGCGGCGGGCGCGUCGGCAGGCGCCGGAAGAAGAGCGGCGGCGGCGGCAACUCGGGGUGGUCAGGAUCUGGAGGUUCCCCUCUGUGUGAAGGGCGAGUGUAUGAUCUGCACAGCGGCCAGCUCGUCUGCUCUCUCGACAUCGACGGAGCUGGCCUGCAUCAGCUGCAGUUCCAGUAUGCGUUCUCUGACGACGCGGGUCUUCUAUUCGGGUUUGACAGAUGGCAUCGCGAGUUCGUGUGCUGGAACCUCGCGGGUCUCUGCGAGGGACAAAGCCGGCUUGACGCUGCAGCAGUCAUUGUGGCGCACGCGGACGGCAUCCUGGCGAUGGACGUCGCUGGCCGUGCGCCCGGGCCCCAUUCCGUGACGGGCGACUGCCGAGUGCUAGCUGGCAGCCGCGACGACACAAUCAGUCUCUACGCUGUAGACCCUUUCGUCCGGCUGCAGACUUUCGCAGGGCACGAGGGAGAAGUAUCAGCUGUUCGCUGGCUCGCGAGGACGCCCUGCAAUGAACCGGAUGCAUGCGGGUGCAUCUGCUCACGUCGUCAGAACGCGGACAUUUUCGCCUCCGGUUCCUACGACGCGCUGGUCAAGAUUUGGGAUGUGCGGCAGCGAGCCCCGGCGAGCCUGCAUCCAGAGCGCCAAUUGACUCUGCUUGAGCACCACAGCCGCAUCAGCAGCAUUGCUGCCGCGGGGCCUGACCAGCGCACGCUCUUAACAGGAGAUACAGACGGCGUUGUCAAGCUCUGGGAUCUUCGGCAGUGCACCAAGUCGGUCUGCACGGUUCAGUACGAUGGGCCCGUGAUAGAACUGCAUGCGAAUGCGGCUUUCUGCCUGGUAUGCGUGAGCUCGCGCCGAGGAAAGGACGGGGUAUACGUGAUGGAUUUUAGCGCGGAUCUGCCAGUUUGA